AUGUUGGCACUCAGCAUUGUUGUCGAAAUGUUUUCCUGGGCUCGCCCGUUCUCCAAACUCAGUACAUUCCCUGGGAGGAGAACCUGGCGCCUGGGCAGCCCGGAUGGCCCACAGCCUCACUCCCCUGCUCCUCUGCGUCAGCUCCGCAUCCAGCAGGCAGCUCGCCACAGGCAGGUGACCCCAUGGUCCUGGAUCACAGCUGCAAACGACAGUGGUGGGGAGGCAGCCACAGCUGGUUUCCAAGGAGACGUGUCUUUGAACAGGCAACUUCAGGCAGAAAGGACCCUGCCGGACACGCGACCUCCAAGCCCCACUCUUGGGCCACCUGGGGACAGCCGGAGAAGGAGCCUGGACCCAACGGGCACUCGGGUCUCUACUGUCUUUAUUACCACUUAG
Rangifer tarandus platyrhynchus (Svalbard reindeer) is the source of this 396-nucleotide messenger RNA. The record is from the annotation of a GenBank genome assembly. Lineage: Eukaryota; Metazoa; Chordata; Mammalia; Artiodactyla; Cervidae.